AUGACCAAGGAAAUCUUGGUGCAGCAGUAUGGAAUUAUUGAACGACACUGCACUUUCAUUGCCUCUUCGUGGGCCAUUUUCCGACAGCUACAAGAGAUCCUCACGGGCAACAACAAGCAGGGGGAGGCGGCGCCGCCGCCGCGGGCUCCUCAUGAAGUUGUCAUCGACGUCGCCAGCAGCAGCAGCAGCAGCGAAGCCGACGCCGACGCCGCCCCAGCCGUCACGGAGGACGCGGACUCCGCGCUCCACGUGGCGGCGGCCGCCGGGGACGGCGGGCGCUACCUCGAGAGCGCGGCCGUGAUCUGCGGCAGGGCCAGGCGCCUGCUGGGCGCGCGCAACGGCGGCGGCGACACGCCGCUGCACUGCGCUGCCCCGGCCGGGCACGCCAGGAUGGUGGCCCGCCUCAUCGGCCUCGCCCGGGGAGAAGACGGAGGCGACGAGGCGGCGGCGAGGGCGGCUCUCCUGAGGAUGCGGAACGCGCGCGGGGAGACGGCCCUGCACGAGGCCGUCCGCUUCGGCGGCGACGAGAUGGUGGCGGCGCUCGUGGGCGCGGACGGGGAGCUCGCCCGCGUGGUCGCGGGCGACGGCACCUCGUCGCUGUACCUCGCCAGCACGUGGGGCCGCCACCAGAUGGCGCGCGAGAUGCACGACAAGGACCGUGGUCUGUCUUACUCCGGCCCCGAUGGACAGAACGCCUUGCAUGCUGCUGUUCUCCACGACGACAGAGGAGCUCAGAGCUUCUUCUUGCAGCGGGGCAUCUUGGAUCGGAUCGUAGAAAGGGAAGAUCUAAAUAUGGUGCAGGAACCAAACGGGACCUAUAUACCAACGAAAAUGGCCCGUGCAAUUUAAUAUAUUCUUCAUUCUGAUGUAUUUGUAUUAGAUUUAGCAUAUUCCUCUACGAUCGUGGUGUCCACUAUGGCAUUUAUAUGUUUUCAUUUUAGCAUAAGGUCUCUGCUUUAUGAUCUGAAAAAAAAACUAUCUGUUUGAAAUUUAUCUGCUGAUUCUACGUGACUCUCAGCAGCAAUAUAGAUGAUGCAACGAUGUCA
This is a messenger RNA of Setaria italica (foxtail millet), 1046 nucleotides long. RefSeq names its product ankyrin-1-like. Lineage: Eukaryota; Viridiplantae; Streptophyta; Magnoliopsida; Poales; Poaceae. Gene Ontology annotation, molecular function: protein binding. The record is from RefSeq and is a predicted model, not a curated record. The coding region runs from base 1 to 849 and encodes 282 amino acids. The transcript has 3 exons.